AUGGCUUUAUCUAAAAUUGAUAUUCCCCGCCGAGCCCAGCACUUUUUAGAAUGUGGCAUUGAAGAAUGUGAAAGAAACUGCGAGUUCUACUGCAACCUUUGUCAUCAAAGAUUGUGUAAACAAUGCAGAGAUGAACAUCUGAAAAGUCCAGAAAACAAGAACCAUGAGGUGGUCCUUUACCAGCAACGUAAACGACAACUUCCUGUGGAGAAAUGCAAGAUCCACCCCACUAAAGAUGUGGACAUGCUCUGUGAAGAAUGCCAAGUUUCGUUAUGUUCUAAAUGUGCGACAAAGGGAGACCACCAGAAACAUACAUUUGUUGAUCUUGAAGCAGUCUACGCGGAAAAAUUUGCACUCUUCCAACAGGAAAUCUCCAAAAUUCACGAGUAUUUUCUCCCUACAUCACAAGAUUUACAGAAAGAGAUUAAAAAAGAUUCCUCAGAAAUCAAAUACCUUAUGGACAACAUCAGAACAUCCAUGAAGACUGAAGGUGAGACCCUGAAAAGUCUGGUGGACACAGUCAUAUCUGAUAACAUGAAGCAGUUAGACCAGAUAGAGCAAUCACUGUUAGAAGAUCUAAACACCCAAGACAAGACAUUGGAUGAUUACAUCACUUAUCUCAAUAACCUUGUCAAAGAGCUCCACAGAUGCCUGUCCUCUACAGAAACCCAGAAAUUAAUGUCUGAGAAGAAACCAAAGAUUCGAUCCAUACCAGAGACAACAAAACCAGUCACACCAGGAUUUACUGCUGGUCAAUACAACAAAAGUGAUGUCUUCAAGCUACUUGGUAAAAUACAUGUCCCCAUUACUAAAGCAGAGAAGAGAGAAAUAAGGGACAUUGAAAGUGUCUACAAUACAGCAAUGAAACCUACACAUAAACAGAUGAAAGAAGACAGAAAGAAAUCUAACAAGAAACAAACAAUGUCUCUAUCUGCCUCUGUCACCAAGGUCAAGGAGUUCAAAGUACCAGGUGUUGAUCGUAUAUUACAUGUAUCACUAGAUCAAUCAGACAGACUCUGGAUCAGUGACAAUAAGGGUAAUCUUGUCCAAACAGAUCUACGGGGGAAUGUGAUACAGAAGAUAAAAACCAGUGGUUUAGAAGGUUACCACACAGUCACCCAGGGCGGGGAUCUGAUCUUUACAGACCCAGAAAAGAAAGUCAUCAAUAGGAUAACACAGGAUAAUAAUAUCACUGAAUUCAUUAAAACUGGAGACUGGGAACCACUCAGCAUACACUCCUCCCACAUCAACGGGGACUUACUGGUGGGGAUGGUGGGUAAAGUCACCAGGUACAAGACAGGAAAAGAACUGCAGAACAUACAGAGAGUUAACAAAGGACAGGGACUGUAUGGUGGACCACACUACAUCACAGAAAACAUCAAUGGAGAUAUCUGUGCAUCAGACAUUAAUAAAGAUGCAGUAGUGGUGGUGAAUAAAUCAGGACAACACAGGUUCUCCUACAAAGGUCAAGGGUCAGAGUUCUUGCCCUUUGGAAUCUGUACUGAUGUCCUCGGUCACAUCCUGGUGUGUGAUAGAUACAGUGACACUGUUCACCUUCUUGAUCAGGACGAUACAACAAAACCUGUCACACCAGGAUUUAUUGUUGGUCAAUUCAGCAAAAAUGAUGUCACCAAAUUACUUGGUAAUAUUCAGGUCCCCAAUACUAAAGCUGAGAAGAGAGAAAUUAGGCCCAUUGAAAGUGUCUACAAAACAUCAAUGAAACCUACACAGAAACAGAUGAAAGAAGACAGAAAGAAAUCUAACAAGAAACAAACAUUGUCUCUAUCUGCCUCUUUCACCAAUCUCAGGGAGUUCAAUGUACCAGGUGUUGAUGAAGUAUACCAUGUAUCACUAGAUCAAUCAGACAAACUCUGGAUCAGUGACAGUAAGGGUAAUCUUAUCCAAACAGAUCUACAGGGGAAUGUGAUAAAGAAGAUAAAAACCAGUGGAAGAUACGAAGGUUAUCACACAGUCACACAGGUCAGGGAUCUGAUCUUUACAGACAAAGACAAGAAAGUCAUCAAUAGGAUAACACAGGAUAAUAAAAUCACUGAAUUAAUUAACACUGGAGACUGGAGACCACUCAGCAUACACUCCUCCCACAUCAACGGGGACUUGCUGGUGGGGAUGAUGAAGAAUAGAGAGGGUAAAGUCACCAGGUACAACAAGACAGGAAAAGAACUACAGAACAUACAGAGGGAUGACAAAGGACAAAAACUGUAUAGUAAACCACUCUAUAUCACAGAAAACAUCAAUGGAGAUAUCUGUACAUCAGACUAUCAUAAUCGGGCAGUAGUGGUGGUGAAUAAAUCAGGACAACACAGGUUCUCCUACACAGGUCGGGGGUCAGUGUUCAGUCCCUGUGGAAUCUGUACUGAUGUCCUCGGUCACAUCCUGGUGUGUGAUACUGUCAGUAAAACUUUUCAACUCCUUGAUCAUGACGGUCAGUUCUUGUCUCUAUACUCACACCACGACAAGGGGUAAAGUAUCCCCGUAGUGUGUGUGUGGAUGAUGAGAACAAUCUCUAUGUAG
Saccostrea cuccullata (small rock oyster) is the source of this 2532-nucleotide messenger RNA. RefSeq lists its product as uncharacterized. The record is from RefSeq and is a predicted model, not a curated record. Gene Ontology annotation, molecular function: ubiquitin protein ligase activity; zinc ion binding; translation repressor activity. Gene Ontology annotation, biological process: negative regulation of translation; protein polyubiquitination; proteasome-mediated ubiquitin-dependent protein catabolic process. NCBI's taxonomy places the organism in Eukaryota, Metazoa, Mollusca, Bivalvia, Ostreida, Ostreidae.